Messenger RNA from Triticum aestivum (bread wheat), 1401 nucleotides. Its product is annotated as UPF0481 protein At3g47200. The record is from RefSeq and is a predicted model, not a curated record. Lineage: Eukaryota; Viridiplantae; Streptophyta; Magnoliopsida; Poales; Poaceae. Bases 57 to 422 code for a protein of 121 amino acids. The transcript is spliced from 2 exons.
UCAUGUUGAGUCGUCUCUGACUCUUACCUACAGCUACAGGCUACAGUGUUGGCGCCAUGGGCAGCUCUAGUAUCGACAUCCAAGAGAUGGUGAGGAAUACGAGGGAGAGACUGGAGGCCGAUUUCUCCAAGCUUGGAACCAAGAUCCAGAGGUUCCCACGAGGCUUACGGCCGGGUAUCAAUGAACGCUACAUCAUCCCAAGCUUCGUGUCGCUCGGCCCAUACCACCAUGGCUCAGAGCAGCUGCUGGAGACGGAAGAGUUGAAGCACGCGGCGGCCCACUACUUGUGCGAGAAGUCGGGCCACUCAGUUGAGGAUGUCUACGGCAAGAUCCUCACCAUCGCCAGCGAAGCCCGCAGCUGCUACGCCGAUGAUGCGGUGGCGCAGUUCACGGACGCUGAAUUUGCGGGCCUUGCAUGCUAAGGGACAUCUUUCUGUUGGAGAAUCAGCUGCCAUGGUUGGUCCUCGAGGCUCUUGUGGACUUCUUUAUACCAUCUCCCGUGUAUGAUUUUGUUAUUUCUUUUGCGAACAAAUUCGACAUAACUCCACAAUGUUCACCAGCUUCCGAUUCAAGUGGUACAAGGGUUUCUGUGGAUGAACUAAAGAAUUACAAGCCAGCACAUCUCCUUGGGCUCCUCCGGUACCAUCUGAUCGGUGGUAUGACUGUAGAAGAUCACACCGACGAUCUCACUUGCUCCUCGUUAGCUAGUAGUGCCAUUGAGCUUGCGGAGAUCGGCAUCAAGCUGACUGCCAAGAAUAACACAUGGUGCCAAUGCUUGCUGGCUUGUCAACAUGGCAGCUUACGAGAUGUGUGUAUCCAGCAAAUGGCCAUCAGAUGGCCUCGCCAUUAGCUCAUACAUCUCCCUCCUGACAAUGCUCAUGGACAAGGAAGAGGACGUGCACAAGUUGCGAGCGAAGCACCUCGUUCGCAGCUUACUCAGUAACCACGAGCUGCUUGUUUUCUUCAAGAGUCUCGCAUGCCAUUUGCGCCUUGGCUACCGCUAUUUCGUCAUCACUGAGAAGAUAGAUAAGUUCAAGCGUGAAAGACCUGUGAGGAUAGCCCUGCAUAGGUUCGUCUACAACAACUUCAAGACAAUCGUCGUCAUGCUCUCUAUUACUGGUGUGCUCGCAGGUAUCUUCAGAACCUUGAUGAGUCUCAAACAGCAUCAGCCAUAGCAGUCCGGGUGAAGCAUGCGUGUUGUUAAAUCAUUUUAUGAUUCAUCUACAGUUUUCGUGCUUAUUGUGGUCUGAUUGAUAUUGUACGCCUUUGUGUGUGUAAAAUUUGCUAGCCCAUUCCCUUCGAUCUCUUCUUAGUUCUUAGUUAGGUGUGUGUCAAAAGUACCUAAAGUUUGUAUCGUCAGUGGUUAUUCAAAAUAUAUAUUGUUGUGUUAUUAAUUUGAUA